AUGCUUCAAAGAACAUACCUCACCCACCAACUCUUCACCGUCGCUCCUUCCACCGAAAAACAACAACUACUCUCCCGCUCUCAACCUCUCCGAAAUAUCCGAACUAUCCGAUUCGAACUAUCUACGACUACCAAUACUCUCUACUCUACAUCUACAUCUCCGAAUUCCUAAUCUCCAGUUUACUUUUCGCACCCCGCCGAAUCGUCCGACGAGCACAGGCCACCCUCAUAAUCGUCUUAUAACUGCUGCAACCACGGUCUAGAGCGAGAUUCUUCGAUGCACUCCGAAGCACCGGACGCUUCCACCAAGCUAAGCAGAAACGCAUAACUACAUUCGCCCCUCGCUCCUUCCGAACGACACAACUACAACUACAUCUAUCCCCCAGCACCGCGAUUUAGCUCGCGGAUCCACGCACAGUUGUGCCUUCACCCACGAGUCCGCUCGACAAUCGAGCAGUCAUGCCUUCCUUAGAAACGCCGGUCUUGACUGUCGACGCCAACACAAUACACCGAAUCGACACCAGAAACGUCGAAAACCUCUUCAGUAUAUGGACCCUAUUCUCCCGAUGCUCAGGCUCAAUCGAGGAGGGACGUCGUUUGGAAAACCUCAGCUGGAGGUUAUGGAAUAGAGAGACCUUCUGCUGUGCUCCAGGUGAGGCGAAUGCAACCACACCCGCCAUCUCGAUAUCGCAACGGAGUUCAGAGGGUCGCUACACUGCCGACAUCCCAGACCUGUCCGGCAGCAUCGACUCGAUCGACGAGGAGGCCAUUGAAUCCGAUAACGAGGAGAGCCAAUCCACAUCAGCACCUCUUGCCAUUACGAGGCCCUGUGUACGGAGGCAGGACUCUGGCUGCAACCGCAGUCGAGGCAAAGAGCGACACAUUACCCCAGACGACCUGGAGAAGAUGGUCAUCACUAUCAAGGAGAAGAAGGACCUCGAGCCAUUAACCAUGAGCACCCACUCAUAUCUCGCGCCACUCGCGAACAAGAUCACCUCGCCAAAACUCAGCAACACUGCGACUCCCAUCAUCUCCGCACCCGAGCCCGAGAAGGCAUCACCAGCGCCAUCGUCGCCGCAGAAGUCAGUAGAGUCAACCACAACCGACGGAGCAUCAGCAGCAUCAGAACGCAAUACCACGAGCGUCGUCCGUGGAUUCUCACCAUCUCAGAUCUCCUCGUCAUAUCGCUCAAUACCUUUAAUCAGCACACCCGCAUCCGUACCGAAGUCAGCGCUAGCCUCCAAUACGAGGUUAACAGCACCGAAGAAGCAUGCAAUGUUCGCACUGGGUGGAUCGUCACAAUCCGAUAACGACUCGUUGCAGGAGAGCUCAUUAGAGAGCCGGAUGCAACAGUCGAAGAAGAACAAGGCGCGCUCUAACAUGUUCCAGCUCGGUGGGUCAUCAGCGGAGGAUGAGAACUCAUUACGCGAUAGCAUGCAAAGGAAUUCACACCGAAGUUCACUCAGCGACGCACUCCGGAGGCCCGAGCAGAAGAAGCAGACUUCCUUCAAGGAAGAGGUCGCCACCCGGACUAUCGAGGAGAUGAGCGACGAUGUUUUCGAGACCGACGACGACAUCGACGAGAGCGCGAUUGACGACGAUGAAUCUUCGGAUUGGGAAGACUCGAUGGAGGAGAGUGGAAAGUCGAGCAUUGAUGACAAGCUUUCCUUCCCUCGUGUGGAAUCCCGACGCAACUUGACAUCUCGCCGAUCUCUCAUCACCACCAUGCUCCACCAGAACGAUCGGGCUGCCGCACUACAGAGCGCAGCAUCAAAGUCUACUUCGGCAUUACAACGCUCGCGCACCUCUUCGCCACAAGGACCAUCCGAUGCGCCAUCUCCCGAGUCUGACGACAGCGCGCCUUUGACGAUGAAGAGCCGCAUGCGUCCUGGCCAAGAGGUUCCUCGCACUGGUGCCCAGCCAAUAAUCAUGACCACCACCAAUGUGACUCCUCACCAAGCCGCCCUGUCACCCAAGACCACCCGCCGCCAAAUGCUCGCCACCGAACUCACAGCCAGUCUCCGUCGCCACCUCCUCUGGGAGCGCAAGCAAAAGAACCAGACUGCCUCGGCUGUCCUGAAGCGCAGGCACACGGCGCAUGACGUCGCGAACCUUAAACAGUACCCCGACAAGGUGCACCUUGGGACGGAAGACAAGAGUGACCAUGGCAGCUGGAACCAGUACUUCGGCCAAGGUCUAGGUGAAUAUCACUCCAAGGGGUGGUAGACACAUACCUCGCGCGCUCUCAUCAGUCGCAUAAUAUGCCUCGGCUCACCAAAGCGACGAUGGGGGCGCUUUACAGCAUAUACACAAACACGUACCAACAUAAUCGGGGAGAAAGAAAAACAGGCUCCACAGCCACACAUUCAUGCGCUUUUUGGACCAUCUCCCACAGCUAUUACGAAUAUACUUAUCCGCCUCUCCGACCGCGCGCUGCACUGAACAGCACCGGCGCGAGACGGCCUGUUUACUACUCUACCAAAUACAGACGGGGUCGCAGGACCAAGGGAAGGGGAAAGGGGUGCGUCGCACUAUUAAAUCAGCCAAGAUACCACGACCAUUCAAAAGUGAAAUGCGAGUUUAACGGCAUUGUUCGGGAGUUUCCCUGGCUUUUCGAGACGGGAAGGGGUUGUUAUUACAUGAUGCUUCUGCUAUUUUACCUUUUAGCUUCAUCAUUUUUUUUAUCAGCAUGGCUUGGUGCAUUGCAUUGCUUUUUUUAUUAUUUUGCUUUUGUUACUCAACGUGGGUCGGGCGGGAUGCGUAGCCGGUCUCAUGACGUUUAUUUUUUUUAUGUGAGAGGGGAGAGGAGGGGUUGUACAGGGCGUGUGGUUACUAGACCACAGGGAUGUUUUUGCUGAACGGCCUUUUAUUUUUGGAAGCAUUUUUUGAUACCACAGUGGAGCGAGGCGAUACUGCUGCUGAGAGCACAGAUAUCAGAAGCAAAGGGGUGGUGGUGGUGGGGUCCAUGAUACUCUAGAGAGUGGUCAAACAGGAACCUGUUUGUUACACACAAGGUGCCGAGGUAGAGAGGAGGGGAGGGAGAAGAGACAUGUAGAUGCCGUUCUUCCUUUCUUCGCAAGUAGCUACUACGAAAGAAGAAAUAAGAAUUAAUCUCAUGAUACCACAC
Pseudogymnoascus destructans is the source of this 3126-nucleotide messenger RNA. RefSeq lists its product as uncharacterized. The record is from RefSeq and is a predicted model, not a curated record. The transcript is spliced from 2 exons. NCBI's taxonomy places the organism in Eukaryota, Fungi, Ascomycota, Leotiomycetes, Thelebolales, Thelebolaceae. Gene Ontology annotation, biological process: negative regulation of transcription by RNA polymerase II; regulation of nitrogen utilization; mitochondria-nucleus signaling pathway. Gene Ontology annotation, cellular component: cytoplasm. The coding region runs from base 459 to 2225 and encodes 588 amino acids.